AUGGCCGGCGCUCAAGACCUAAGCGAGGAGGAAGCUUCGACCUAUGCUACACGCGGCCUCCUUCUCGCCAAAGGGGUCAUCCAGUCCCCUCCGAGCGAUGAAGAAGAGCAGAAGGAGGUUCCUGGGGACACAUCCCAGCAUAAGGAUGUUUCCUCCAGUCCAGCCGUGUCGAAAAAGCGUUCCAGGGAAGACGAGAUCACGCGCCUCACCAAGAAGGCAAACGCGCUCCUCCAGGAAAUCAACAACCUCAAGCAUGGUGAUCCCGACGACCUUGUCGACCUCACCGAGGACGACUGA
Molecule: messenger RNA, 297 nt
Organism: Apiotrichum porosum
Lineage: Eukaryota; Fungi; Basidiomycota; Tremellomycetes; Trichosporonales; Trichosporonaceae
Exons: 2
Coding region: 1-297 (98 amino acids)
Source: RefSeq, a predicted model, not a curated record